UGAUAAAUAUUUGUGGAUAAACAGUCGUCGUAAACGAACACCUGAUGAGGCACGUGAACACCACAUACAUAAUAAUGAUCGCAGGCGUGAAAUUGCAUUGAGGGACGAGGUAUUUUCGAAAUUUAUCUGGUUCUUUCACUUAAAAAGUUACAGAAACCAUGGCAUCUCGCCGAGCAUUGCACUUCGUUUUUAAGGUCGGCGAUAGAACAAAAACUGCUGAGUUCUACCGGGAAGUGCUUGGAAUGCAGUUUUUGAGACAUGAAGAAUUUGAAGAAGGAUGCAAGGCUACAUGUAAUGGGCCAUACGACGGCAAGUGGAGUAAGUCAAUGGUGGGCUAUGGGCCGGAGGACGGCCAUUUUGUGACAGAGCUGACUUACAACUACGGCAUCAAAGACUACAGGCUGGGCAAUGAUUUUCAGGGUAUCACCAUACAGUCCAACAAGGCUGUGGAGAAUGCGCGUAGUAAGAACUGGCCCUUGCUCCCUGUGUCUGAUGGACUCUACAGCGUGGAAGCCCCUGGUGGAUAUAAGUUCUUUCUCUUGGACCAGCCACUACCAGAUGGAGGUAUGCCCAAGCGGGAAAGAUCAUUUCUUGCUGUGAAUAUAACCACAGAUUAUUGGACCAAGCUUUGUGGCAUGACACUCUAUGAACAGACAACAAAUACAGCAUUACUGGGUUUCGGUGACAGUCAGUGUAAACUGGAACUCAGGGACAUGGGAGGUGAGAUCGAUCGAGGCACUGCGUAUGGACGCAUCGCGUUCUCCUGCCCCCGAGACCAGCUGCCAGGUAUUGAGAGUUCUAUGAAGGAGGCUGGUCAGACCAUUGUCACACCGUUGAUCAGUUUGGACACACCGGGAAAAGCCACUGUUGAAGUUGUCAUUCUUGCUGACCCGGAUGGCCUAGAGAUCUGUUUUGUUGGGGAUGAAGCUUUCCGGGAACUUUCACAAGUCGACCCCAAAGCCGACCAACUGCUGGAUGAAGCAAUCAAGGCAGACAAGAGUGACGAGUAUUUCGCAAAGCAUCCAGAGAGGAAAGGAGUGGCUAAGUAAAGGAGCUCGGUCAUUUUUUAUUUUCUUUUCCUGUUAUAGCUAUCUGGAAAUUUGAUUGUAUUAUGAGAAAUUAAACUUUGUCCAGUUAAGUUUUAUUGAUACUUUGAGGGCCCAUUGUGUGCCGCUCAUUAGAAAAAUUGCAAAGCCAUUUCAUUUGUAAAGAGAUGGAAAUUGGAGAAGGCAAAAAGAAAGAAAGAAAAAAAAACAGGGUAAAAAGAGACAGACAAAAAUUGAUGAUAUUGGUCAUCUUAACUUGUCAUGCUGCACCUCUAGAGGGCAGUAUAAUGGUUUGGAAGAAGACAGAACUGUUGACAGAUGAAUGUAGACAGAGUCGUAUUGGGUACAAAAUGGCUCCUCGAUGAAAAAGUAGGAGUGAGAUAAGUGCAUACGGUGAUUGUUGGAUCAAGGAAGCCAUUUUGUGUCCAGGUUUCAGUAUUGACUCACGGUUGCAGCUGUGGUGCUGCUGCAGAAACCACAAUAUCUUGACCUGCCCAAGGACAGAAAUGGUAGAUAUUGCAAUAAGGGACUGUUUACAUUCAUUUUUAAACAUUUUUUUUUUGAUUCACUUAUUGAUUGAUUGAUUGAUUUGAUUGGUCUGUUUUCCUUUGUCGCACACAGUUUGUCAAUAAUGGGGUUUGUAAUGCAUUCCUUUGCCCCAUUUUUUUUGCAGUUUCAUUUAAUUUGAUUCUGUGGUAAAACUUACAAUUACAUCUGGAUUGUUUUUGUAGAUUAUUAAUACUAAUUACCCUUUCAUACUUUCAUAUUUGACUUGCACGUAUUUUGGGAAUCAAUGCAGAAAUGGCAUACAUCAUCUGGCUUAUUAUUUGCUUCGCAUUUUUAGUUAAGUUUACUCGUCAAAAACCAUAGCCAGUUUCUUGUAGCGACAUAUUUUUCUGUAGACACAAGGGACAUUAAAGGAUUGUAUUGUAUUCAAACCAUCCAGAAGAAAAUAGCUGGAAAGUAUUUUUGAAAAUCAAAGGGGCUUACUUAUAUCUCAAAGCAACUUUUCUCAAACAAGUAAGCUUUACACCCAAAACAACACUUUAAAUGUAAUUUUUAGUAAAUUACCCAAAGAAACCAAUUUUUAUUUUGAUUGUUGUUUGAAUGAAGCGGCUACUGAAUUAUAUAUUUCCAUUAACACCAACAGAAUUCAUAAUAACCCUUUCCUUCCCCUGUGUAAUGAUAUAUUCAUGUCUUUUGAACUUGGCUGCAUUUUAAAUCGUAAAAUAACUUCAACAGAUAUCAUGAAGCCUUGUGAUCGUAUUUGUUUGCCUUAGUCAAUGAAUAAAUGAUUCCAUGUACAUUGCAUUACAA
Molecule: messenger RNA, 2363 nt
Organism: Acanthaster planci (crown-of-thorns starfish)
Lineage: Eukaryota; Metazoa; Echinodermata; Asteroidea; Valvatida; Acanthasteridae
Gene: glod4
Product: glyoxalase domain containing 4
Source: RefSeq, a predicted model, not a curated record